GUACUCUCAAAUGUGGGAUCUUAAAUAAAAUAAUAUUUUUUUUUCUCUCCUUCAAUACCAUAACCAAAGUGAAAAUUAGGGAGAGAAAUAAAUAAUAUAAAUAUAUUGGGUACUGUGGGUCCAGUCAAAAGUAAAAUAAGAUCCCAACCACUAGAGUGAAAUAUGCAUGAAGACCUUAUGGGUGUCUUAAAUCCUAUAUGACAAUUUGGGCCCACAAAAAUUGAGUAAAGUCCCAAAAUAAGUUCCUACUAUUGGAGAUGCUCUUAGGCCUACUUUUAAAGUCACCGGUUCUCGAGACUCUGCAUUUCAAGGUUGGUGCUUAGUAAAUGAAACUAGCAACACUUCUCUUGGCAGCACUUUUAGGCCUACUCUUUUUGUCAUAUAAAGAGUUGCUUAUUGUGACUCGUAUUGUGAUAGGCGCGGUGGUUGAGAUGGAGGCGGUGGUAAUUGGUAAUGAUGGAGGUGAUGGUGAAGGCAGCGGAGGUUGGUGGUGUUGAGGUGAUGGCGGAUGUGGAUGUUAAUUGUUACCUAAUGGCAUGAUGGUGGUGGAAUGUCAUAUUUUUAUGAAUAUUUAAUUAUUUAUGUCUUCAAAAAUUAUUCACUAUAUAUACAAAAAUAAAGUUUGUAAGCUACAUGAGAUAAAAUAACUUUCAUCCGUAUUUUUUUUUGUACAUUCAGAAAAGUAGAAGAAAAAUAAACUACACAAAAACAUCGUAACACAACCCCUGAAUUAAGUUGGAAGGUAAAAACUUCAACAAAAAAAAAAAAUCACAGAUUUACAUCUUGAGUUGUUUGUCUAGUAAAGAUGUUAGGGACCAAAUUGCUUUCACAACCAAAUUACUUUUCAUCUGUAACUUAGACAACACCUACAAAUAUUUACUGGUUUAAUUGUAACAUUUUAAAAAGAAACUGAGCAAACACACAAAAUACAUUAUUUUUUAUCUUUCACAAAAUAAAACAUUAAAAAGUAUUCAAAAUAUAAUUGUUAGAUUUUAUUUUACAAAUAUUUAAAAAAAAUAAAAAAGAAGUGCAUAAAACAUGUAACUUGAGUUGAUGUAAAUCACCCCCACCCCCUUAUAGUGGCACAGUGAAUCACCACUUUGAUUCAGCUCUCCCUCUCCCUCUGUAAUGUGGUGAGUUCAUGGUUGAAAAGUGAAUGAGAAGAUUUGCAGAAAACUGAAAAUUCCCAAAUCACUUUUCAUCCUCGUCUUCCUUCCUUCAAAGAUAGUGUUUGACAUAGCUGGAAAUCUGUUGAAGGGAAUUAAUAUCAAAUGAAGUCUGGUUCAAUGGUUACUGGGUCUAGCUCUAGCUUAGAUAUGAGGAAGAAGGGAAAUGAGGGUGAAGAAGAUAUAUUCAGCAAGCUACCUGAAUUUGUUGUGGGUCACAUACUCUCUCUACUCCCAACAAAAGAUGCAGUUCGGACUAGUGUGUUAUCCAAGAGUUGGGUAUCUCGCUGGACAUUCGUCAACAAGCUGGACUUAGAUGAUAGUGUGUUCUAUUCUCCAAAGAAGAAAACUUGUGGAGAACAGUGCUUCAUAGACUUUGUGAACAGGGCACUUCUUCUUACCAAAUCUUCGAGUUUGGACAGUUUCUCUCUUGUGAUCGGUAACGAGUAUGAUGCAUGCCUUUUUAUUACAUGGAUGACUAGUAUCUUGAAAAGGAAUGUAAAAAACCUUCGUAUUAGUUCACAUUUUGAUUUCCGUCUCCCCUUCCCCCCUCUUACAUCUCGUUUACUUUUUGAGUCAAAGUUAUUAGAAGAAUUGGAAAUCAAAAUUUGUUCUUGUGCGAUAAGAGUUCCCCCUGUCCAUGUCCAUUUUGGAUGCCUAAAACUCCUCAAGUUGUCUGGAAUUAUAUUUACCAUCGAAUCCUAUGUUAAGCUUAUGUGCCUUAGAUUACCCGUCCUAAAAAAGUUUGAGACAAAAAACUGUGUUUGGUUAAAUGCCAAGUGUGUUAAUCUAGAAGCACCUCUGCUUGAAAGCGUUCACAUAGAACAUGACAGUAAGUCAGCAUUACAGGAACUACUUAGCUUUGGAAUCAAGAUUUCUGCUUUGCACCUUGCAGAAUUCACUUAUUGUGGUUAUGGGCUGUGGCAGCCUAUUGUUCUGUCUGAUCCAUCAGUGGCUCAUAACGCUUCAGCUAAUAUCAUUAUAGAUCAGCCUGUUAUUGGACCAACAGGAUAUCGGGCUAUAAUGCUUCUCAAACAAUUCAGUCAAGUGAAGCAUCUCAAAUUUGAUGGGUCACAGGUUUCAACACUAAAAGGAGUGGCUGGUCUACCUGUAUUUGGAAUGUUGAGCCAUUUAGAGCUUGGUUUAGUUACUGCUGCAGUUUUGUUAGGCCUACUUUUAAAGUCACCUGUUCUCGAGACUCUACAUUUCAAGGGAAUAUUUUGCUUCGAGCAAGAGCUUUUAAAUUCUGCUGUUGUGCCUGGUUGUUUGGGAACUACCCUGCGGGUUGUGAAGUUUGAUAAUGUUAGUGGACUUGAGCAUGAGCUGUGUUUAGCUAAAUUUCUGAUGGAGAAUGGUGGUGUGCUGGAGAGGAUGAGUUUCUCUCUUGAGAGUGAGUGGCUGGGCAAAUCGAAGAUGAUUGAAGAAUUUAAAAAGAAGUUGUUCUCAUUUAAGAAACCUUUCUCCCUUGCUAUUGUGGAAUUUUCGAAUGAUUAAGUUACUACAGAACUAUGGGGUAGGUACAGUCGUACAGAUCUACAAUGUUUUUUUUGGUAGUGCAUAUCAUUUUACCUUGUGAAUUUGUGCCUACAAAUUAUCCACAAAUGGUGAUCUGAAUUUUGGGGAAAAAUAUAUGUAAAGAGUAUUUUAGUAGGAAGAAUAUUUUGAUGUUAACCUGAAAUUGUGGUAUAUAUUUAUUAUUAUGACUUUAGACAAAA
Messenger RNA from Lotus japonicus, 2881 nucleotides. Its product is annotated as F-box/LRR-repeat protein At4g14103-like. Gene Ontology annotation, molecular function: protein binding. Bases 1272 to 2660 code for a protein of 462 amino acids. The record is from RefSeq and is a predicted model, not a curated record. The transcript is spliced from 4 exons. Lineage: Eukaryota; Viridiplantae; Streptophyta; Magnoliopsida; Fabales; Fabaceae.